GCUCCAGCAAGGGACACAGGACCUCUGCCUGUGGUUCUCUCCUUCCGUUCUCUCUGCCUGGGGUCUUUUCCUCUUCCUAUCCCUUUCCCCAUAUGCUCAUGAGUUGGUCCCCAGAGGAGUGCAGGGACCAGGGAGAGCCUCAGGGUGGCAGAUACAGCCUGUGUGCCAAGCUGGUAGAGAAGCCUGACAGAGGGUCUGAGGAGCCUGGACUGGGACCUAUCAUCAUCCGCUCGGCUUCAGGACCCGCCCUUGCCUUCUGGCAGGCAGUACUUGUUGGGGAUGUGGGCUCUGUCUCUCGAAUCCUCUCGGACUCCAGCACGGGUCUGACUCCCGAUUCCAUCUUUGAUACCAGCGACCCAGAGCGAUGGAGAGAUUACCGCUUCAACAUCCGUGCUUUGAGACUCUGGUCUCUGACGUAUGAAGAGGAGCUUACCACUCCACUGCAUGUGGCAGCCAGCCGUGGCCACACGGAAGUUCUUGGGUUGCUGCUGAGGCGUCGAGCAAAGCCGGACAGCGCCCCUGGGGGCCGCACUGCUCUGCAUGAGGCCUGUUCUGCAGGUCAUGCUGCCUGUGUCCGUGUGCUGUUGGUGGCCGGAGCAGACCCCAACGCCCUGGACCAGGAUGGCAAACGCCCUUUGCAUCUCUGCCGGGGGCCUGGUAUCCUUGAGUGUGUGGAGUUGCUCCUGAGGUUUGGGGCACAAGUGGAUGGUCGGUCUGAAGAUGAAGAAGAGACCCCCUUGCACAUAGCUGCCCGGCUUGGCCACGUGGAACUAGCAGAUCUGCUUCUGAGAUGGGGUGCAUGUCCUGAUGUCCGCAAUUCUGAAGGUUGGACGCCACUGCUGGCUGCCUGUGACAUCCGCUGUCAGUCCCCAAAGGAUGCCGAGGCCACCACCAACCGCUGUUUUCAACUGUGCCGCUUGCUGCUGUCUGUGGGGGCAGACGCUGAUGCUGCCAACCAGGACAAGCAGCGGCCCCUGCACCUGGCCUGCCGCCACGGCCACUCAGCUGUUGUACAGCUGCUCCUGUCCUGUGGUGUCAGCGCUAAUGCCAUGGACUACGGGGGACACACGCCUCUGCACUGUGCUCUGCUCGGUCCAACUACAGCAGUGGCCCACAGCCCUGAGCACACAGUGCGAGAUCUACUCAAUCACGGUGCUGUCCGAGUCUGGCCAGGGGCACUCCCCAAGGUGCUGGAUCGCUGGUGCAUGUCCCCACGGACCAUCGAGGUCCUGAUGAAUACAUACCGUGUAGUUCAGCUUCCUGAGGAGGCCAAGGGCUUAGUGCCACCUGAGAUUCUACAGAAGCACCAUGGAUUCUACUCUUCCCUCUUUGCCUUGGUGAGGCAGCCCAGGUCGCUGCAACAUCUCUGCCGCUGUGCGCUCCGCAGUCACCUGGAGGGCUGCCUGCCCCACGCACUACCACGCCUUCCCCUGCCACCGCGCAUGCUCCGAUACCUGCAGCUGGACUUUGAGGAUCUGCUCUACUAGGCUUGCUGCCCUGCGAACAAAGCAGACCCCCCCACCCCCCACCCCAAGAGCAUCUCUCAGCCAUGUAUGAUGCAAGGCAUUCCGUCUUCAAGUCAGGAGUGGACGUCUUGAUCCACACUUGAGAGAAGAGGCCAGAUCAGCACCCAGCUGGCAGUGACGCAGAGGGCACCUGGGCAGGUCUGUGUGUGCACUGGAAAUGUCUAGGCUGAAGCCCAGAACAAUGGUGCAGGUCCUUGGGAGGCAGAGGCAGGAGGGUGGAGAGUGGCCACAUUGUACUAGGUAGUGAGACUUCGUCUUAAAAAAAAAAAAAAAAAAA
Messenger RNA from Mus pahari (shrew mouse), 1803 nucleotides. It is a transcript of the gene Asb10, whose product is annotated as ankyrin repeat and SOCS box containing 10. The record is from RefSeq and is a predicted model, not a curated record. The transcript has 6 exons. Lineage: Eukaryota; Metazoa; Chordata; Mammalia; Rodentia; Muridae. The coding region runs from base 93 to 1487 and encodes 464 amino acids. Gene Ontology annotation, cellular component: nucleus; cytoplasm. Gene Ontology annotation, biological process: intracellular signal transduction. Gene Ontology annotation, molecular function: protein binding.